AAGCAACGUGGUUUUACUCGUUUUACUGCUUUAAGCCAUUAGUUAAUUUGUAUUGAAUAAGAUUGUUUAAAAAUGUCUAGUGACAGCGAUAGUGAAGCUACUAUGAAAAGUAAUUCGACCAAAAGUCAACCGCGUGAAAAAAAGCGUAAACGGUUGCAAGAGUACCUAGAUGAGAAGGCCGCUCGCGAAACUGCGGAACGUGCGGAACUAGAACUAAAAAGGCGGCGGAAAAGGGGCCUAAAGGAUGAUGAGGAGGGUGAAGAUGUCAGUUAUCCGGUAAUAAAUCCAAUCAAUUUUAUCAAAAACAAGGAGAUCCGGUCGAAAAAAUUUAAACGUUUGCAAGGUUCAAAGAAGAAAAAGGAGAAGGCCGCCAGAAAAUCACGAAAACUUGAAGGUGGACCGAAAUCUGCCGGACAUACAAUUGAAAGCUUAAGAGAGCAAGAUCAGUCUGCCAUUGCAAUCGUAACCGACGACGAUAAAGCAGAAGUAGCUAAUGAUCUGGACCAUGAUGAAUUCAGUAAAUAUUUUCAGAAGAGUUAUGAACCGAAAGUGUUGAUAACAUACAAUGCCACACCUCAUACUCGCACUCGACGGUUCGGAGCAGAGAUGGAAAAAAUCAUCCCUAACGCAAUGAUCCAUUCUAGAAAUAAAGCUACCUUGAAAAAAGUCUGCAAGAGUGCGAUUCGAGAGGAAUACACUGAUAUUGUGGUCAUCAACGAAAAUAAUAAGCAACCGGAAGGGCUUUUAGUGAUUCAUCUUCCGGACGGACCCACUGCACACUUCAAGGUGAGCAACUUUAAAUCGUUGAAAGAUAUGAAGAAACGAAAUUCGGUUAUCACGAGUCACCGACCGGAGGUGAUACUGACCAACUUUACCACUCGAUUGGGUCUAACGAUCGGACGUAUGCUUGGUGCGCUGUUCCACUACGAACCAGAAUUCGAAGGCCGUCGAGUGGCCACAUUUCACAACCAGCGAGAUUUUAUAUUCUUUCGCCAUCAUGUGUAUGAGUUCGAUAAAAAUGGUAAACGGGUUAAGCUGCGCGAGCUGGGACCAAGGUUUACUCUGAAACUCCGCUCACUUCAGCAGGGCUUAUUCGACGUAAAAUGUGGUGAUUACGAAUGGUUGAUUACCAACAAGCGGCACCAAAUGGAGGGCAGACGGCGAUUCUUUCUUUGAUGCGCCUUAUAUUUUGCUUCAGUUUAAAUAGAGUUGUAAGU
Messenger RNA from Sabethes cyaneus, 1217 nucleotides. Its product is annotated as probable ribosome production factor 1. The transcript has a single exon. Gene Ontology annotation, biological process: maturation of LSU-rRNA; maturation of 5.8S rRNA. NCBI's taxonomy places the organism in Eukaryota, Metazoa, Arthropoda, Insecta, Diptera, Culicidae. Gene Ontology annotation, molecular function: rRNA primary transcript binding. Gene Ontology annotation, cellular component: nucleolus; preribosome, large subunit precursor. The record is from RefSeq and is a predicted model, not a curated record. Bases 73 to 1176 code for a protein of 367 amino acids.